Molecule: messenger RNA, 1099 nt
Organism: Eufriesea mexicana
Lineage: Eukaryota; Metazoa; Arthropoda; Insecta; Hymenoptera; Apidae
Product: trypsin-1
Exons: 6
Coding region: 81-989 (302 amino acids)
Biological process (GO): proteolysis
Molecular function (GO): serine-type endopeptidase activity
Source: RefSeq, a predicted model, not a curated record
AUCAAUAGAAUCCUUCCUUCGGAACGUGACGCGUGAAACUUCGCACGGAUAAUACCGCGAGCCGAAUUUGAUCACGGAAAAUGAGGUUCACCCGGUGCCUUGGAUUACUGCUCGCCCUGUCUCUGGCCUCAGACACUUGUCAAGCAAGUACUUUCGGUGAGAAGGUGAAAAACUUUCUUGGCAUUUUCGGUAAUAAACCACCAUAUGCUGUGGAAGCACCUGGGCCAUGUUACUGCAGCUGCGGCGUGCGAAACGAGGAGAGCCGAAUAGUCGGUGGUCAAACAACUCGCGUGAAUGAGUUCCCGUGGAUGGCCAGGCUUUCGUACUUGAACAAGUUCUACUGUGGAGGGACAUUGAUAAACGAUCGUUACGUCCUCACAGCGGCUCACUGUGUCAAAGGGUUCAUGUGGUUCAUGAUCAAGGUCACGUUCGGUGAGCACGACAGGUGUAUCGAGAAGGGAGCCGAAACCAGAUACGUGGUUAGAGUGCUAACCGGAGAUUUCAGCUUCCUCAAUUUCGACAACGACAUCGCUCUGCUUCGUCUCAACGAGAGGGUCCCAUUGAGCGACACCAUAAGACCCAUAUGCCUGCCUUCGAUUAGAGAUAAGCUGUACGAUGGAACGAAAGCAAUCGCGUCCGGCUGGGGUACCCUGUUCGAGGAUGGCAAGCCUUCUUGCCUGCUGCAGGAAGUCGAGGUACCGGUUAUGAGCCUUCGGGAUUGCCGUAACACGAGCUACAGUCCGCGUAUGAUUUCUGAUAACAUGAUGUGCGCUGGAUACCUCGAUGGCAAGAAGGAUUCUUGUCAGGGUGACAGCGGAGGACCACUCAUAGCUGAACGCGAGGAUAAGAAAUACGAGCUCAUAGGUAUUGUUUCCUGGGGUAACGGAUGUGCUCGACCAGGAUAUCCUGGUGUUUAUACACGAGUCACGCGAUACAUAGACUGGAUCAUAUACCAUUCGCAAGAAGGAUGUUUCUGUGAACAAAAUUAAGACCCAGAAAUUCGAAACAGUAGAUUUCUCUGUAUUAUACUAAUUAUCAUUGUCAUGCUGCACCAACGUAAAUACGAGUUUGACCGUGACGCCAUUGGUAAUGAUGGAUG